AUGCAGCAACGAGCGCUCCGCGUGGCCGGCGUGUGGGUGCCUCCAGGAGGGAAGUGGUCACUGGCGUACGGCGCCUACUCUGCUUUCGUGAUGCUCUCUGUUGUGACGUUUCUGGUCAGCCAGCUGUCCGCCAUGCUGCACUUCUGGGGAGACAUCCUUAGCGUCACCACCAACGCCUGCGUCACUUUCACCUUCGGCAUGGCCAUUUUCAAGUUUAUUGUCUUCCUCAAGAUGCGCCCAUUAACAAACAAACUCAUUGAGGAGCUUGACAGCUGCUUGGAGCGCUACGGGCGGACUUACGCCCGGCAGAAAGCAACCAUAUUUGGCGCUUGUGCAUUCCGAGGGCGCCGCGUUUGCCAGUGGCAGUUGUGCCUGGCGCUGUCCGUCUACGCGGUCUGGGAGGUGCUGCCCCUGCUGCAGAUGCGGACCUGCUCCUCCACAGAGUGUCGCGUCCAGAGCGGCUUCCCGGCCCUCGUCUGGUACCCGUUCUCCUUCACAGAGCCGCCACUCUACCAGGUGGUGUACAUCGUCGUGUCGACAGGCCUGUUCUACGGCUGUUUCGUCUCCAACACGCUGGUCGGCGUGUUCUGCUCACUCAUGAUCAACGUGUCUGGACAUGUGCGGUUCCUCAACGUCAUGGCCAGGAACAUGGGCUAUGUAGAGAAGUGUGGAAAAGGAGACAACUGUCACAGUUGCCGCUACGCGUCUACUUCCACAGACACUGAGAAGGAAAUGAGGAGACGCCUCAAGGAGUGUGUGCGCUACCACAACGACAUUGCCAGUGGAUGGGCGUGUCAUUGCCCACACCAUCAUCAUCAGAAUGUUGUUGAUUGCAGGUUAAUCGAGCGGCUGAGCGCCCUGGUGGGUCCCAUACUGCUAGGAGAGUUCCUCGCUGACGUCAUCACCGUCAGCGUCAGCGCCUUCGUCAGUACAACAGUGGUCAGUCACAGCCACCAGUAG
Molecule: messenger RNA, 960 nt
Organism: Schistocerca nitens (vagrant locust)
Lineage: Eukaryota; Metazoa; Arthropoda; Insecta; Orthoptera; Acrididae
Exons: 4
Coding region: 1-960 (319 amino acids)
Biological process (GO): detection of chemical stimulus involved in sensory perception of smell; sensory perception of smell
Cellular component (GO): plasma membrane
Molecular function (GO): olfactory receptor activity; odorant binding
Source: RefSeq, a predicted model, not a curated record